AUGUCCUCUUCCAACUCUGCGUCGUCGUCCUCCAGCAGUUACCUUGAGCAGACUGUCUCUAUGCUCAGUACUGUUGGCGCGUACAUGCGGCUACCAGCCAUAGCCUCUACGGGCGUCGCGGCUGUCUUGACCACCCUCCUUUACUUCAAGCAAAAGGCUUUGAUCUACCCUUCGCAUAUGCCCCCGAACUCCCGUACCGAAGUCCCACGACCCUCGCAAUACGGAAUCAAGGAUUUCGAAGAGCUGGUCAUCCCGACAAACGACGGCGAAAAACUUUCCGCCUUCUACAUCCGCGGCCCGCGCGGUGGGAACAACUCCAAUGUCACCAUCCUAAUGUUUCAUGGCAACGCCGGCAAUAUCGGUCACCGCCUACCCAUUGCUCGCAUGCUGAUCAACUUUAUCGGCUGCAAUGUUUUUAUGCUCGAGUACCGCGGCUACGGUCUUUCCACCGGCGAGCCUGACGAGUCCGGCCUUUUCCUCGACGCCCAGACGGCGCUCGACUACCUGCGUUCCCGCGCAGAGACGAGCAAUCAUAAGCUGAUUGUCUACGGCCAGAGUCUGGGCGGCGCCGUCGCCGUCAAGCUCGUUUCUAAGAACCAAAAGGAUGGCGAUAUUGCGGGUCUGAUCUUGGAGAAUACGUUCCUCUCCAUGCGCAAGCUUAUCCCCUCCGUUCUCCCCCCGGCCAAGUACUUGACACUAUUGUGCCACCAAGUUUGGCCGAGCGAAACGGUGAUCCCGAACAUCACUUCGGUGCCGAUCCUGUUUCUUUCCGGUCUGCAGGACGAGAUUGUCCCACCUCGUCACAUGCGCCAGCUCUACGAGCUAUCCACUGCGCCCACAAAAAUCUGGAAACCCCUGCCGGCGGGCGACCACAACUCCAGUGUGCUAGAGGAGGGUUACUUCGAGGCGAUAUCCGACUUCCUGGCCAACGUGACCGGCGUCGUCAGCAAAGAGGAGAAGCAGCGCUUGUAG
Messenger RNA from Colletotrichum karsti, 972 nucleotides. RefSeq lists its product as uncharacterized. Gene Ontology annotation, cellular component: membrane. The record is from RefSeq and is a predicted model, not a curated record. NCBI's taxonomy places the organism in Eukaryota, Fungi, Ascomycota, Sordariomycetes, Glomerellales, Glomerellaceae. The transcript is spliced from 4 exons. Bases 1 to 972 code for a protein of 323 amino acids. Gene Ontology annotation, molecular function: palmitoyl-(protein) hydrolase activity.